This is a messenger RNA of Dinoponera quadriceps, 3469 nucleotides long. RefSeq names its product protein DENND6A. Gene Ontology annotation, molecular function: guanyl-nucleotide exchange factor activity. The transcript is spliced from 9 exons. Bases 1252 to 2979 code for a protein of 575 amino acids. Gene Ontology annotation, cellular component: recycling endosome. Lineage: Eukaryota; Metazoa; Arthropoda; Insecta; Hymenoptera; Formicidae. The record is from RefSeq and is a predicted model, not a curated record.
AAGUGCUUCGGGGACUGUCUCGUUAGUUUUGUCGGAGUUAAAGCUCGUUGAAUUUCUCCUAUAUUUGGGAUCGAGAAAAAUAAUCUUUCAAUUAUUGCGCAUAAUGAACGUCGAGUAAUUUAUAUAGUUAGUAAAUUUGUAUCCUUGACGUAUAAAAAUCAUCAUGCCAAAUUAAUUGCCGCAACGUUUCCUUCCCUCCUGCCGUGUAUAUUCUUGUUGUGCGCAUCGAUUCAUCGAAGCUCGAUUCAUCGCCGUCGAACGCCCAUCCCUACUUCGGGGCACGAUCGCGUGCACCUGCUUCCUGGGCAGAGAUCAGAGAAAUGGCAAACGUACAGUAGGACGUAAGUUCGGGACAAUUGGAUGGUGGUGUUGACUCGUUGGCAAAAGGAAUAAGAGACCAGCCGAAGCCGAUUAGUCUGACGUGAAGGGGCAGGUGUCAAACCAGACGGAACACCGAAUACUCUUCGAGCACCGCAGGCACGGACGCUCGUAGGAGGUUAUAAGGCAUCGUUAUUGGCACCACUAUGAGGACUUUCUCCGAUGAGGCGAGGGUGAGCGUCGCUUGUGUACACGAUUGUCAACGUAUGCAGCUGAUUCGUUCGAUCUCCGCUGAGACAGCGACUUGCUCGCACGUCCGUACCUCUGAUACGUCAAUCGUCCCGCGUGCUCGACUGGCGUGCCGUUCAGCAGAUUGUUGUCGAGAAACGAAGAAUGCCUGGAGGUUUUAACAAUUGUGUGUACAUAGCGAAGCGCGCUGUAAUGAGUACACACGUCUCUCGAUGGUUACGCGCGGCUGUUGCUCCUGAUCGCCGCUGACUUACGACUCAACAUCGCCUGUGAGACAACGUUUCGAUAUUCUCGAUCCGGUAUUUCAGGACGUACAUAUAUGGAUUUCAUCGCUCUAAAUAUCGUCGUAUACAGGGUACAAAGUCGGCAAAUUAGCGGUGGGAUAUAGAAUGGUUGGAUUUAGCGCGAAGUAUAUAUGUAGAGGAAAUUUAUAGUUUAUGUAUAUACCAUAUGCAUACACACAUAUAUAUAUAUAUAUAUGUAUUCUGUGAGAUGCAACAUAUAUGUAGCGGAAACCGAGGAUUCUCAUACAGUUCACGGUAACAUGACAUAAUUGUUAGCUUAUCGCCGAUACAGGUGUGAUACUGCUCAAGAUAAUCAUGUUGUGCAAUGACAAAUGACACACGUGUCGAGUAUAUGUAUAUGUGUUGGUGACUACAUUAGUGAGUUAAGUAGAAGAGAACAAUGUCUGUUCCUUCUUGCUCCACAAGUGAAGAGUGGGAUAGCGCAGACAUCGGGGAGGAGGUGACAUACACAAAAUGGGAACGUUUCAAUAAUUGGGUGCAUUGUAUAUGCAUUGUUACUUUUGAUCUUGAAUUAGGCCAAGCUAUAGAGGCGAUUUACCCGACUCAUAUUAAGCUAUCGGAACAAGAGAGAUCCAAUGUCUGUUACUUAGCCUUCCCCGACUCCAAUUCCGGUUGCAUGGGAGACACCCAGUAUCAUGUGCGAAUAAGGCAGAGCAGCCAAAUGGUGCAAGAGACCAAUGCUCUCAAGGAUUACGACAGAAGGUCGCCCUCUUUUCUACAAACCGACAGAGAUUAUUACUGGGGAUAUGUGUAUUUUAGACAAGUGAAAGAUAAGUCUUUGCCAAGGGGAUACUUUCAGAAGAGUGUCGUCAUAAUUACAAAACUGCCAUUUGUCAAUCUGUUCGGCGAAUUGUGCGCCCUAAUCGCGCCCGAGUUCUUCGAGACUGGAACUGCGCUCAUGGAAGCCGUGGUGCGCGAGAUCGAUCAGUGGCCUCCGCCGAUCCCAGGCCAGAUAGUUCAUUUACCUCUCAUCGGUGUAUUAUUUCAGACGUAUAUCCCGAACCAAAAUUACAAAGCCACUAUCCCAUCGAUCGCUGCCAUGGAACAUGCACCGAACGUGCACACGACGCGAAGACUGAUGUUGACGUCAGCUUACGAGGGAGAUAUGUUCCGUAGUUUAGCCAGUGUCGUUAGUUACGUACAUUUAUUAUGGGAGCUGGUGCUCCUCAGCGAGCCGAUCGUCGUGAUGGCCGGCUCGCCCACUACAUGUUCCGAGAUGGUUCAAGCACUCAUAGCCAUGAUCGCGCCGUUGAAAUACUGCUCCGACCAUCGGCCGUACUUCACCAUACAUGACUCGGAGUUUAAAGAAUACACCACGGACUCCCCGGCGCCGCCCGCCGUGAUCCUGGGCGUGACCAAUCCGUUCUUCGCCAAGACGCUGCAGCAUUGGCCGCAUAUCAUUCGCAUAAGCAACGGCAACAACAGUGAUCAGCGAUACAAAAUCAAGAAGUCCGAGAAUCUCAAGGUGCUGGACUCGAAGCCCGGCGUCUACACCCAGUACAAGCCGUUCCUGCAGAAGGACAAGACCAUCCUGAAGAAGCUGUUCAGGGGCGUGCAGACGAAGCGGCCGGGCGAGGUGCAGACCGCGCUCUUGAAACGCCACCUGAUCGAGCUAACGGAGAGCUUCAUGAUUCCGCUCGAGAGAUACAUCGCGACGCUUAUGCCGUUGCAGAAGAACAUAUCGCCUUUCAAGGCAACUCCGACACCGCAAAUGUUCAAUCCGGACGACUUCCUGGCUAGAUUGAGCAGCUCCGGUCCUCAAUUGACUACGGGUAUCAAGGGCGACUGGGUGGGAUUGUACAAACGGUUCUUCCGAUCACCCAACUUUUCCGGCUGGUUCCACGCCAGGUAUACGGAAUUGAGCCAGCAGUUGCAACUCAAACAGCUGGAGAAGCUGUCGCAUGCGGAUCUGAAAACGUGGGUGCAAGGGAAGCAGGAAGUGGAGGUGGUCGAUAUGAUUCUGAGAAUCCGACAGAAGCUGGAGAGGAGUUGCAUCGACGACGUGCCGAUCGACAACUCCGUAAGGGAGAGGCUGAAGGAGAGGAUAGACGACAUCACGCACGUAUUGCCGGACGAUCUGAAGGUCAUCCUGAGACACGAAUCUUGACAGUACGAUUACACUAUCAAUAUCAAAACUCGCUAACGUUGCAAUUAAUUCUACGUAAACUGGGCUCACACGCGGAAAAUUAUUUGGAGGCGACUCUCAGAGAGUGCGUGUGUAACUUGUUUAACACUUUGCGGGCCGCUGUCACGCUGACGUGACUUUUGCUCGCCAACGACUUUCGGCCGCUAUCACGCUGGCGUGAUGGUUUGACGAUCAGGAAACAUUGUUUUCAACUGUUUUCCUCUCCCAAUUCACCAGACUGUCUAUUAUUAAAAUCUUUUUUCGCGGACGCUUGUUUUGUCAGUUUGAGAUUGUCUUUCGCUACCUUCAGAUAUAGGAAACUUACGUUAGAUAUCCCUCAAAAUGCCAAUACCAAUAUAAUUGGAAUAAAAAUAGUGUAACAGUUAUUUUAGUGCCUUCUUUAAUAAUAAUUAUAUACCAAUUACUUAUGUAUCGAAAAAUUGCGUAAAUAUCACCGUUGGCGAGCAGUAGA